AUGCAUUCUCCAGGUAAAGCCUUUGUGUUGGGCGUCCUGUUCUCGCUGCUAUCUCUCUGUUUUACUGCCAAUGCACUGAACAUCCCACCAGCAGACUCUGUGGAGAAACGAACAUCUGGCUGCAAUGCUUGCGCUAGGAGAGAUGUUGCUGCUGUGAUCAAGACAUUUUCCAAAUACUCCUCAGUUAGCAAUGAUAUCUGCGCAAAGUUAUUGCACCGCCCACCUCCCGGGACCAAAACCACAACGAAGAUAACGACAAAGACAGUCACCUCAACCUGCACAAAGCCGACGACCAUAGUUGCCAAGCAAGGAACCUCGUUUGUUAGCGUGUCGGUAACAAAGACAAAUGCCCAAAUUGAUACUGCAACAGCCACAGUGUCUGCAAUAAUUACUACCACUGCUGUAUCCACUGAAACCAAUACCGAUACCAUAACACAAACAAUCACAGCCCCUGCGGAAACCGUUACAAUUACCACCACCACCGCUGCUUAUGUGCAGAAGCGAAAUAAACAGGAUCCUUGCCUAGGCGAACUAUUCCAUGGGCUGCCUAAGGAGAUUUCCGUUAUCUUCGAAGGCGAAGCGAUACAAGCUUGUGACUGCUUUUUGAAACCACCGGUUACAGUGACUGUAACCAGCACGAGUACUGCGCAUGCUACGACCACUCUAACAGUAACAAAGUCUUCUACCAUCCUCGCAACAACGGUGACCACCACUAUCCCUAACACAAUCACUAUGCUGUCAACGUCAACUGCUACUGUUACUGCUUAUGCAACUACUACGGUGACUGGUUCUACUACGAUAACAGCAACAGGCGUUACAACUAUUACAGUUACUCCACCCAUCGCCACACAAUACGUCUAUGACACGGUUACCUAUAGCCAAAUCAGCCUCCCUUCCAACAACUGCAUUUACAAUGAAUAUUACAACUUUCCUACUGUUAACAACGACCCGACGAAUAACUAUCAGGCGGGAGUGCGAGAAUGCGAAGAUUUGUGUACUGCGGAUGCCAACUGCCAAUUCUGGUUCUUCCUUCAUUAUGAUCCCAACAAGUCCAGAGGUUAUGAUGGAUCCGCCUGCAUCAUGGAUAACGAGCCAUACAACCCAGCGUUCUUACAGUGCGGUUAUGUCGACAACUAUAACGUGGCGUAUAACAAAAAUCCUUCAUCACAAUAG
Trichoderma atroviride IMI 206040 is the source of this 1173-nucleotide messenger RNA. RefSeq lists its product as uncharacterized. Lineage: Eukaryota; Fungi; Ascomycota; Sordariomycetes; Hypocreales; Hypocreaceae. The record is from RefSeq and is a predicted model, not a curated record.